CGCAAAGUUUACGUGCCCUUCCUCCUAUGCCUGCCACGCCUAUCUCUACUCCAAAGUCUCCCUUGUAGAAUCCAACCCCGACUGCGGCCUUCCACGUGCAGUGCCGACCAAGAAGAUGAAGACUCAGAUUACCAUAGCCAGAGAGGGACGCGUGGAGCAACUGGAGCAGGAGCUGGUGAAUAAAGAUCGAAGAGUUCUAGAGCUCCAGCAGGAGAUAGGAUCUCUCAAAAGAAUCCAGAGGGAGCAAGAGAAGGCUCUGAAGAAAGAGGCAGAAGGCGAUAUAGCAGAACAGCUGAGGUAUACAUUAGCAGAAGCGCGCGCAGCGAAGGACAUUUCCCGAAAGCUACGUCAGCAACUCAGACAACAGGAUGAGCUCAUAAAGAAGAAGGACAAGGAGUUGCUGAGAUUGACGGAUAAAUGUACCCGACUUGCGGAUGCAGUCAAGGCUCUGCCGGCGUCAGAACCAAAGCCAGAAUCUGAUGUUUUGGAGAAGGAACAGGAAAUUCAGGCUCUGCAGCAACAACUGGAGCUGUUGUUGAAAGCUAAGGACCAUGAUGCCAGGUUGUACUUCCAGACACUGAAGGAGAAGGACAAGGAGUUAUGCCGCGAGAGAGAAAGGUCUGCAUUGUUGAGUGAAAUGCUUGCGGAAAAGGAGCAAGAGCUUCGCUCAGCUCUUGCAAGCCCCCCCAAGGACAACCUUCGAGGUGACCGGUUACCGCCUCUGCCACCUGUGAAGAUGAGCGAUCAGCCACCGCCUGAUAAUGCUUUCACUGAGAAAGCUCUGUCCCUUCCGCAAAUCCUGAAGUCCCAGUUCCUAUCCUUGCUCCCCCGUCGAAAACCGCUGCAGCUGGAUAGACUCCCCAAUCAACCGGAUGCUGUAGAGAGGGCCGUUGAAAGAGAGUCGUUCCAUAAAGAUAAUGUGCAUCCCCCUGUGUCAGCUGCAACUGUUCCCGGGCUGAUUGACGUAACAACAGCUGGUCCAGGGACAGCAAUAGGAAUGAAAAGCAAUCCAGCUGUGACUGUUCCAGGGCUGAUUGCUGGAGCAACAGCUGGUCCAGGAACAGUAAUAGGAACGGAAAUCGAUACAAGAAAGGCUGCUGGCAAAAUAGUCGAGUCUGGUCUGGCUGCCGGAGGUAUUCAGCCUGAGGAGCGCCCCGGCUUGGUGAGGAGAGGUGCAGGAGGGAAGGAUGGCGGUGCACGUUUACGACUUCGCACCGAGAUAUCGCCACACUCGCGUGCACGGGAGCGGCAUCGAAAGCAUUCGGAAAUUGGUGCUGACAAGAAUGGCGAUGACGAGGUCGCGUACAAGUCACCGAACAUGCCGGCAGAACGGGCAAGUGGCGAGAAUGGUGAAAGGGAGGAGCAAACUGGGAGCUUGCGCACUGGUUUCCAAAGAGCGAAGCAACGUAAGUCAAGUCGGCCUAAGUCAAGUCGCCCUGAGAAGUCCCACGUUCGAACGCCACCUCCAUGCAGUUCUUCGCCGGAGGGAGGAGAGGAGGAGGGUAGCAGUCCUGCUUCUCCUCUGGUAGUUCAGGAGAAUAAUGGAUACCUAUCUAAGUCCUUGAGCAGUGAGGAUGACAUCGAUAGGGUGUGUCAGCUGGCAAUAAGACGCAGUUCUAUAUUCUGCGAUUGGAGGUCUGCAGGCGGAAAGAUUGAGUGCCGCGGGAUCAGCCGUUCAAAACAGGGCCCCGUCACCGAGCUACAAGAGAAAAACCCUAACCCUAACUUGCCUCCAACGGGUUCCCGAGCAGUUGUCAUGGAGCUGCUGUGCGACAAAAGCCCGCAAUCACCUCCAGGACCAGUUAGUGACAGAGGAUUGGGGCGAAAGCGAAGCAGGCCAGACAAGACGGGAGAGAGCAUAUUACGAAGAGAAGUGAAUCAGCUUCAACAAGAAGGUCAGGUGCGCCAAAACGAUGUCACCGAAGCUGCCGUGGACAACAACAACAACAAGGGAUGGUUAAGCACCAAGAAGAGGAGGAGCUUUUUGCCGCAGAUUUUUUCCGGAUCUAGCGCAGAGGAGCAGGCCACAAGGAUGCAGAAUGACGACGCACCAGGUGUGCCUGGGUCCCAAAUGGGUAGUCCAUCUCAGGAGCAAGUGGCUGGGGACUCUCAUCAACUUGCAGAGGGACGGCUGAAGGCCCACUCCACUCUGCGACUUGUGCCCCAGUUCAAGGGGGGGGUAGUUUUGCGACUUGCGCCACAGUACAAGGGGGAGUUUUGUGACUUGUGCCACAGUACAAGGGGGAAAGUUGGCUGUGACUUGCAUCCACUUCUGCGACAUGGGGCAGUUGUGCGACUUGUGCCCCAGUACAAGGGGAGUUUCGCGACUUGUGCCACAGUACAAGGGGCAGUUGUGCAACUUGUGCCACAGUACAAGGGGCAGUUGUGCAACUUGUGUCACAAUACGUCGGAAUUGGCGAAUGGAGGAUCAGGACGGGUCCCGAUGGGUGGUAAAGUGAUUGGAAUGGACCGAUCAAGGAUCCCACACGCGUGUGGACAGUCGAGAUGGGGAGAUGAAGGGGUGGUAUGGGUCGCGAUGGGUCGGGAUGGGUGGCAGACAGGUUGGGAUGGACCGAUUGAAGAUCCCAAGGGCCGAAUGGACAGUCGGGAUGGGGGCAGGAAGGGAUGGGAUGGGUGCAGGGAUGGAACAAUGAAGGGCAAGGAUGAGUGGGGAGGUGACCCGGAGGCCAUAUACAGGUCCUCGCAAGAUAUGUGUGCGGAGCAGUGGCAGACAACCAUGCUUUGUGCAGAGGUAUACCUAUGGGGUUGGGCUCAUGCUAUUGAGCUGAAGCUGCUGGACGGAUGGGCAGACAGACACGACCAGAUCAGCUGCACAAGUGAGGACAGCUGUAUGACCGGCGAGAGCGCAAACAUAGCAGCAGCAAUGGGACCUGGCACUUCGAUGCAGAUGCCACUUAGACACGUCCAUUACGGCAUGGGAAUCGUGAACCUGAUGGCAAUCAUGCUUAUGCUCAAGAUUUGGUAGGUGGCACGAACAUAGCAUCAGUGCGACCUGGCCCGUAGGGUGGUCUAUACAUUUCUCUAUCCUCGAGUAUGCCGGCAGUCAUCCCUGCGAUCAGGAGUCAACUGUCGCGGCGCAAAAAAAAAAAAGUCGCGUCAGACCUUCACGGCCGCCGAAAUGAAAAUUGUGCCAUCAG
This is a messenger RNA of Chara braunii, 3158 nucleotides long. Lineage: Eukaryota; Viridiplantae; Streptophyta; Charophyceae; Charales; Characeae. The record is from the annotation of a GenBank genome assembly.